Humulus lupulus (European hop) is the source of this 2916-nucleotide messenger RNA. Its product is annotated as protein FAR1-RELATED SEQUENCE 5-like. The transcript is spliced from 6 exons. The record is from RefSeq and is a predicted model, not a curated record. NCBI's taxonomy places the organism in Eukaryota, Viridiplantae, Streptophyta, Magnoliopsida, Rosales, Cannabaceae. Gene Ontology annotation, molecular function: zinc ion binding. The coding region runs from base 1 to 2916 and encodes 971 amino acids.
AUGGACUCUGACUCAUCCGUGGAUUCAUGCAACUUGGAGGUUUUCCCUGUUGACUGCACUCAAAGACCUUCAACGCCGGAUUCGGAGGUGGUCGGCUGUGUUAAGUUGAUGGAGGUUCCGGUCGACCCUUUGAGAACCAUCAACGAGCUAAGGAUUCCAGGAUCAUUACGUGGUGGACAAAGAGAGGGCGUCGUGCGAUCUGAAGCUUUUGUGGAUGUCAAGGUGGAUUCAAUAGAAAAACGUCAUACCGAGCUUGGAGCUGGACUGAGUGGAGGCAAAGAGUCAGAGGAAUCUGUCAUGGGGGAACUAUUGGAAGACUAUGUUCACCUGUUGCCAGGGGACUGUUUUCCUGAGGAGGUGGUUGCAUUUUAUAUUCCCCCAUCUCCGGACACCUCCAAAUAUUUCCAUUACCGGAGAGGUUAUACUUUUUUUAUGGAGUACUGGGAAGCAGAAUUGGAGGUGCAGGACCUCUUUAGCAGUGACUUUAGUGGAGAAAAUGAGACAUGUGAAGAGAAAGAAGUGGAAGAUGUACGCCAGGGGGGGCCUAUUGAUGGUGACAAAGUAAAUGAGGCACUUAAAACACAAGAGAACAUAACUAAUGAAGGGGCCAUGCAGAUAUCAAAUGAUGAAGGAUUCUCCAACCAGGGGAUAUUUCUAAAGUACGGUAUACAUGCAGCGGCCACCAAUUUGACAAUGGAUAACAUGGUCGGUCAUGCUUUUGCUACACUUCUUAUGGCAGAAGAAUUCAUAUAUGAGUACGCAAAGGUAGUGGGGUUUAGUAUUCGUAAGGGCCACAUGCGUACAAAUAUUCGAGGUAACAUUCGUUUGAGAGAAUGGGUCUGCUCAAGGCAGGGAAGUAGGUCUGAACAGCAUACAUCAAGACUUGAUAGAGUGAGGGAGCCAAAGGCCAUCACCCGAUGUGGGUGCAAUGUGGCUUUUCGAGUUAUCCUUAACAGAAAGAGGGGUAACUGGAUAUGCAAAUAUUUUUUCCCAUUUCAUUCACACUCGUUAGCAACUGAUCGUCACAAGCAGUAUCUAUGGUCAAAUAGAGUGGUAUCAUCUGGCUGUCUUCAGAAGGAAAAUUGUAUGAAGAAAUCUGGCAUUAGAACAUGCCACAUUAUGUCAUACAUGGCAGAGCUAGUCGGCGGAUAUGAUAAGACCCCAUUUACAAUCAAAGACCUAUACAAUCGAAUGUCAUCAGCCUCAACUGUUUGCUUUAAGGGGUCGGAUGCUGGCAGAGCCUUAGGGUAUCUGGAGCACAAAGCAGAUCACGAUCCAGGUUUCUAUGGUUUAUUUGCUUAUGAUAAAGGCAAGAGAUUACUUCACCUGUUCUGGGCAGAUGCAAAAUCAAGGUCGGAUUACGAAAGAUAUGGACACGCAAUCGCCUUUGAUUCUACAUAUAAGACAAAUAGCUUUGGUAAGCCUUUGUUGAUUUGGGUUGGUAUUAAUAACCACUUUCGAACUUGUAUACUUGGUUUCGCAAUCCUUGACAAUGAAUCCAUUGCUAGCUACAUGUGGGCAACGAGGGCCUUCUUGGCUUGUAUGAAAGGUGUGCUACCGAUAACAGUUGUCACCGAUGGAGAUCCUGCCAUUGAAAAAACACUAAAAGAGUUGAUGCCUAAUGUCACACAUCGGCUAUGUUAUUGGCAUAUACACAACAAUGCCAUUUCUCACACAAAAGACCCAUCAUUCGGGAAGGAACUAACUAAUUUAGUGUUUAGAUAUUACACUGAGGAGGAAUUUGAAAGAAGGUGGGCAGCAUUGCUCACUCACUUUGAUGUGGAAGAUAACUCAUAUGUCGCAAGUCUUUAUAAAUCAAGAAAGAGUUGGGCAGAAACCUUCUUGAGGGGAAAUUUUUUUUGCGGAAUGACAACAACCCAAAGGAGCGAGGGUAUUAAUGCUGUCUUGAAGAAGAAGGUCAAUCAACAUAUGAAGAUGUAUGAGUUUGUUAGAGCUCUUGACAUGGCACUUUCAUGGGUACGACAACGAGAGGCUAAAGACGAGUAUGAGUCAUUGCACACAAUCCCACAAUUAGGCAAGACAAAUUUGCACAACAUAGAGGAGGAGUUGUCGAUAAUUUACACGAGGAACAUGUUCUUCAGAGUAAGGAAGCAGAUGUCCAAAGAAGGAAACUACAUCGUUGCAACUACUGACGUAGAGGAUGAUGCAAUGAUAUUGAAGCUGGAGAAGUAUCCUCACCCAGGAAUACGGAGGUCAGUCUAUGUCACAGACGAUCGUCAAUUAUUUGCUUGUGAGUGCCAGUAUUUUCUUUCCUUUGGCAUACCUUGUCAGCAUAUUUUUGCAGCAAUUAAGCACCUGCGUAUCACACAAAUGCCUAAAUCACUAAUCUUAACACAGUGGACGAUUGACGCUACACAACUUCCUAAUGUGGAAAACGAUUCCUAUGCAAGAUAUCCAGACACAGAUGCAGAAGAGAGAGCAAGAAACAACCUCCAAAUUGGGGAAGAAGGUUCCAAUGACAAGCUUCCUUUACAUCGUCAAUCAGACUUCAACAUAUUGGAUCCUUAUUUGAGUAAGAAUAAAGGCACAGCUAAGAUGAGAGGGUCAAACGGUGGAGUUGCCCGAAAGUGUAGUAUUUGCAAAAAAAAAGGACACAACAAGUCUACAUGUCUACAAAGUAAGAAAAAUGGUCACAAGAACGGGGGCUCUGAUAACUCUGAACCACACGAACAAGACGAAUAUCAAUAUGGAAUAGAGGAUAUGGAUGACAGGGAAAGACAUACUAUCUACCAUAAUUCGGAAAGUGAAGACUUAAACGCACCUACUCACCGACAACCUUUCACACCAGAUUGUACGAACCAAGUGCAUAACUAUACAGAAGAAAAUUUGAGUUACUCUGCAACAGAUGAUAUGAGUUCUGCCUUUAAGUGGUGGAAACCUCCAUAUGGUUAUUGA